AUGGAUGAAGAUGCACUCCGGUUCAUUGAGACGCGUCAAACGACUCUACGCGAAGCAUAUGACCGGUACAACGUUGACUUUCCGCCUCUACAACUAGAGUGGAGCCACGAUCCAUCUUCUGAACACGCGAACCGCGCAAAGAAGUCGGAUAUCCCGCAAGGGAUAUGGGCGUGGCGAAAAUGGGACAGUAGAGAUGUCAGCACUCUCGUUCGGAGAUGCCUUCAAGAAAAUGAUGAGCUGUACCAAGGCUUGAACUCCCCUUCUUCGCGCGAGCGAUUGGAGGCAUCGGUAAAAUGUGGAUCAAAAAGCCGGUUCAACGUGACAACCGCGUUGGAGAAUUUACAGGACGUGCUGGUGUUUAGGAUUCUCAACAGGGAUCAUAUUACAUGGAUUCCCAAUGUCGAACACGCAAAUGCCGAUUCACAUUCUGGCAAGGAGUACGAGUCAAGAGGUCCCGCCCAAUCUCCUCGUUCAUCGCCUGUUGUAACCAGGAGACGGGAUACUUCCUCCAAAUCACUCCGGAAGAUCAAGGAGGGUCUUAUCCGGAUGUAUCCUGCAUCGACCAUGGAUCCAAAUAGACGGCCAGUGCUCGUCGUCUCCCUCUCACAUCUAGAAGGUGCCUCCUCGCGUAGUCAGCCCCAUCCAAAGGUACAAGUCAUGGCUGCAUUGGAGCAACUGCGUCUUUACCUGGUAGAGCGAGCGGGUCAAGACGAUGUCGAUCCCCUACAACUCAUUCUAAUCCUCAAUCUGGCUGGUGGCCGUAUUACUUCAACUGCUUGGGAAAUGGUCAGAUGGCUCGCUCGCGACGCUGUCGAGUAUUUCCAUGGCUUAAUAUCCGCCGUCUUUGUCGUCAAUUACUCGUGGGAGUUUGGUGCGGCAUGGUCAUUCAUAAAACGUGCAUUACCUGCGUCGGCCAAAGCUCGUGUCAUGUUUCCGACGCAAGACGAUCUCUUGGAUUAUCUCGGGAGUGAUAGUCUUCCGCCAUCUUUAGGCGGCACUCAACGAGAAUCUAUUUUAUAUCCUCCCGUUAAAUUUCCCUCCGAGGAUGAACUUGAAGGUUCAUCUAUUGCCCCAGAAAGCCAUCCCCCCAAGCCAGCAUACGCAAAGCCUAUACGUCCGACACUCGCUACGAUCAGGCUGCAUCGCACCUCGUCAGAGAAUCCCUACUUUGGGUACCCGACGAUUCGACAGGACGGUUUCACUAGCGCAGGACGUCCAAUUUAUUCAACCAGAAGGCGGAAACGCGAUCUCGUUCGCACUCUCAUCUGGUUGCUUUGGUCAAGGAUCAAGGCAGAUUCGCAUCUUCUUAUCAAUACCAUUUGGUAUCACAGAUGGACCUCGACCUUGGUGUUCCUCGGUGUCCUCCUGAUCAUUCUCCGGCGUCGCUCUCCCGCUGUUUUGACACGCUUUCUCAAAACUAUGAGGAUAUCUAUUGCAUAA
Serendipita indica DSM 11827 is the source of this 1440-nucleotide messenger RNA. Lineage: Eukaryota; Fungi; Basidiomycota; Agaricomycetes; Sebacinales; Serendipitaceae. The record is from the annotation of a GenBank genome assembly.